AUUUUUGAAUUGAAAUUUAUUUUCUAUUUUAGCCUAUGUUUUGCUUUCGGAUAUUGUUGAAUUUUCAAAUUUCUUUAUACAUUGUGGAUUUAAGUCAUUUGGAGAAUCGUCGCAUCGUGAUUACAUCUUGGCUUGAGCUCGCGAUAAAUUGAAUGGUGAAUGAUCACAGAACAGAAACUUUUUACUAGUUAUUUGGCAAUAGCAGAUGGCAUUAACUUUUUCAAAAUGAUGGUGAUUUUUCCAAGGUUUGUUUGUUUUUUGAUGGAUUUCGUCGCGUUUUGAAAAAUUGACCUAUGAGCUGAGAAUUGUUCCGCUUGGUCUGUGGUCACGGAAACCCUUGACAAUGAAAAAUGUUUUAUUCCCUUUUUUGUGCUUCUUUUUUGCGGUUAAUGGUUUGACAAUCCUACAAUGGCAUGUAGUGGAGGAAAGUCAACCUGGGACAUUGGUUGGUAAUUUAGGAAAAUACACUGACAAGUUUCGAAAUUAUGAUUUGUCAACAUCAAGUAAAAAUUUUGUUUACAAUAAAACGUCCGGCAAUUUAAACACAUUACGAGUGAUAGACAGAGAUAAAUUACCUGAGAUUUGUAUCAAUGGCUCAGUAGUUCUAGAAACUAUUAUGUUCAUUACAAGAAAAAAUUCGAGGAACGCCAUCUAUGUGCAAGUUUACAUUGACGAUAUUAAUGAUAACUCGCCAAAAUUUCCCUCGGAUUUUUACAACAAAGUUGUUUCUGAGGAAGUUCCUGUUGGUUAUUUCGUUGAAAUACCUGUUGCUAUUGAUAACGACUGUGGAGAAAAUGGAAGAUUACAAUAUUCAGCGUUAAAUCAUUCAAAGUUUCGUGUUCAAUUCACACCUAAUGAAGAUUUCAUUCAUGUUGUUGUAAUUGCAAAACUAGACAGAGAAACACAACAAUUUCAUGUUGUACACAUACGAACAUGUGACUCUAAUCCCAUACCAAAAUGCAGUAGGACAAUCUUAAAUAUUACUGUGUCAGAUUUCAAUGACAACAAGCCAAUAUUCAACAAUUUGAUAUCAGAAGUAAAUGUUGAAGAAGGAUGUCAUAGUAAUGGUAAUUUUGUCUUGGCUUUAAAUGUCUCAGAUAAGGACAGUGGUGUUAAUAGUGAAGUUGCAUUGUCUAUCUCUGAUGCAUCUAAAUAUCAUCAAAUGUUCACUAUAACUAAAGAUCACCAACUUUUAUCAACUCAUUGCUUGGUGUUUGAUAAGAAAGAACCAUCAUUUACUAUUGUUAUAAAUGCUGUUGACCAUGGUGUACCACAACAACAGAAUAGUUUCAGUCUUCGCAUUAAUGUUGUUGAUAUUAAUGAUCAUUCUCCAGAUCUGUUGGUAAUUUGGUCAAGGAAUGUUAUAGAAAAUCAGCCAUCAAGUUCAUAUAUUGGUUUGAUAGAAGCAAUAGACAAUGAUGAUGGUGACAAUGCUAAGGUUGAACUGAAUAUCACAAAUGGUAAUCCAAAAAAUCAAUUUUACUUAGUGAAAAUUUCAGAAUUAUUUUCCUUGAAUGUACGUGGUGUUUUGGAUCGUGAAGAAAUUGAUACAUAUAACAUGACCAUAAAAGGAUUUGAUCAUGGAAGUCAUCAAAAAUCAUCUUUUAUUAAUAUUAUUAUAAAGGUUUUAGAUGAAAAUGAUAACCAACCUAUUUGUUCCUUCGAAACCCCUACAGUUGUACUUAAUGAAUCUUCUCCUGUUGGUACAUUUGUUGCAAAGGUAAAUGGUGUUGACUUUGAUGAAGGAAGAAAUGGUCUCAUCAAUUAUAGUUUAACUGUAACACAAGGCUCAUUUAUGUUUUAUAUUCAUUAUAAAUCAGGAAUGAUAAUCCUGAAAUCACCAUUGGAUUAUGAAAGUCUGGAUUGGUUACAUUACGUGUAA
Molecule: messenger RNA, 1882 nt
Organism: Xenia sp. Carnegie-2017
Lineage: Eukaryota; Metazoa; Cnidaria; Anthozoa; Malacalcyonacea; Xeniidae
Product: cadherin-related tumor suppressor-like
Exons: 1
Coding region: 344-1882 (512 amino acids)
Biological process (GO): homophilic cell-cell adhesion
Cellular component (GO): plasma membrane
Molecular function (GO): calcium ion binding
Source: RefSeq, a predicted model, not a curated record